Guillardia theta CCMP2712 is the source of this 441-nucleotide messenger RNA. RefSeq lists its product as hypothetical. Lineage: Eukaryota; Cryptophyceae; Pyrenomonadales; Geminigeraceae. The record is from RefSeq and is a predicted model, not a curated record. Gene Ontology annotation, molecular function: UDP-glucose 4-epimerase activity. The coding region runs from base 1 to 441 and encodes 146 amino acids. Gene Ontology annotation, cellular component: cytosol. The transcript has a single exon. Gene Ontology annotation, biological process: beta-D-galactose catabolic process via UDP-galactose, Leloir pathway.
AUGGCGGCUCCCCCUUCCCUCCAGUCGACCGCCUUCGCCUCCUCCGCGCCUCUGCUCGAAAUGCUGCUCAGUCGUGGGAACAAGGCCCAGGAGCUGCCGAGACAGGCAGGAAGUGAGUCCACGUGCUCAGUGGCCCUGGGAAGAUUUCUGCACUCGGGAUCGGAGAGGAGGAAGACCCCCUCGGUCGUCUCGCUCUCCGCCGUCAACGGGGUGAACGGCAACGGAAGGAGCAAGGUUUCGCAGGCUAUGGACUGCACGCAAGUCGCCAGGCCGAGGCCGAAAGUUCUUGUGACUGGAGGAGCGGGUUACAUCGGUACCCACCUGUGCACGGAGCUGCUGCAGAGAGACUACGACGUCGUCGUGCUGGACAACUUCAUGAACUCGUCCCCGCGGGCGCUCGAGCUUGUGGUGGGAAGGAGGGGAGAGGAGGAGGAACGCUGA